CCACAGAUUGUUCAAGUUUCAAGAAGAAUCUGUUGUUAUGCCUAUAAACAAUAGUGUACCAAUUGAAUAGUAAAUUUUAUAUUGAUUGAUAUCAUGCUCAAUAAUUUUGUAGAUUUCAAACAGCUAUGGAGCGUUACUUUGCAAAGAAAGCAAAGACUACCCCAGUUCCUAAUCCUGUAGUUCCUGAAAAUAACGGAGCUUCCAAUAUCCAUCCAGAACCACACGAGUCUCCCUCUGCAGCUACAAAUCAGAAAGUUGAUCUCAAUUCCUUGCAAGCUGAUCCAGGGUUAAGACUACCGAUAACCUCCUUCCAUCCUAAUGUUCAUGAUGAGAUUAGAAGAGCUUAUCUUCAAAAAGGACCAUGUCAACCUCGAUUGCAUCAAUUUCCCUUUAGAGAUAUUGGUGGAAGGAAACGGAGAUUUAAUCCUUCUUGGUAUGAUAAGUACUCGUGGAUAGAGUACAGUGUUGCCAAAGAUGCUGUAUAUUGUUUGCCUUGCUACUUAUUUAGAAGUGAGAUCAGCAACAAGGGUGGAAGUGAUGCUUUUGUUUGGGAAGGUUUCAAUAGUUGGAAUAAGAAUAUUGGGAGGUUAGAUACUCAUGUUGGUGGUCCCAAUAGUCCACACAAUAUAGCUUCAAGAAAUUGUGAGGCUCUGAUGAAACAGUCACAAAGUAUCCAAGUUGCCCUCUACAAACAGUCGAAUCAAGCCAAGAAAGAUUACAGGAUUUGUUUGGAGGCUACAGUCGACUGCAUCAUAUUUCUUAUACGCAAUGGAUUGGCACUUCGUGGGCAUGAUGAAUCAGAUUCUUCAAGAAACAGAGGUAACUUUCUUGAACUUCUAGAUUUUCAUGCUCGAGGUAGAGAAGCUGUACAGAGAGUUGUGUUGGGAAAUGCUCCUAAAAAUCUCCAAAUGACCUCUCCAGACAUACAUAAAGAUAUUGUUCAUGCAAUAGCAUCUCAAACAACCAAGAAAAUCUUGAAGGAUAUUGGGGAUGAUUUUUUUGCUAUUCUGGUGGAUGAGUCUCGUGAUGUGUCUAUUAAAGAACAAAUGGCCAUUGUUUUGCGCUAUGUAGAUGGGCAAGGAUGUGUUGUAGAGAGAUUUCUUGGUGUGUCUCAUGUUUCAGACACUAGAGCAGUCACACUGAAGAAGGAAAUUGAGUCAAUGCUUAUAAGACAUGGAUUGAGCUUGACAAGAAUUAGGGGGCAGGGUUAUGAUGGAGCUAGCAAUAUGAAGGGGGAAAUUAAUGGACUCAAAACAUUGAUUUUGGAAGAAAAUUCAUCUGCAUACUAUGUUCAUUGUUUUGCCCAUCAGCUUCAGUUGACACUUGUUGCUGUUGCCAAAAAUCAUGGGGAUGUUAGUUGUUUCUUUACUACUGUUGGUAACUUGCUCAAUUUGGUUGGUGGGUCUUGUAAAAGAAAGGAUACUAUUCGGGAGAGCCAUGCUGUCAAAGUUGCUGAUUCUUUGGCUCGUGGUGAAGCAGAGAGUGGUCGGGGUUUAAAUCAAGAGAUCGGGCUGAAAAGACCAGGUGAUACUCGUUGGGGAUCACAUUAUGGUACUCUUGUUAAUUUGACUUUGAUGUUCACAGCUGUGAUUGAUGGUUUGGAGGUCAUUCGGAAUGAGGGAACUUCUGAAGCAAAAGGUGAAGCCGUUGCUAUGUUAACUUUAAUUCAGACCUUUGAAUUUGCUUUCAUCUUGAGAAUGAUGACUAAAGUUCUAGCAAUCACAAAUGAGUUGUCUUUGGCAUUGCAAAGGAAAGAUCAAGAUAUUGUCAAUGCAAUGACACUUGUUCGUACUGCAAAGAGUAGAUUGCAAGACAUGAGGGAUAAAGGAUGGGAUCCACUUCUGAAUGAAGUGUUGUCUUUCUACAACAAAGAAUGUCUGCCUAUUUCUGAUAUGAAUGAUACUUAUGUUCCUCUAGGAAGAUCAAGGAGGAAUGCUCAACGAAUCACAAAUUUGCAUAAUUUUCAGGUUGAGUUAUUUUACACAGUGGUGGAUAUGCAGCUGCAAGAGCUUAAUAGUCGUUUUGAUGAGGUGAACACUGAACUCUUAUGUUGUGUGGCUUGCUUGACUCCUGAUAAUUCAUUUAGUGCUUUUAAGAAGCAGAUGUUGUUGAAGCUUGCCACGUUUUAUCCUAGAGACUUCUCAGAUGUGGAUAUCUCAUGCCUAGAUGAUCAGCUCGAUACAUAUAUUUAUGAUAUGAUGUCAAAUGAAGAUUUUAGAGAAUUGAAAGGAAUUGCAGACCUUUCUAAGAAGAUGGUGAAGACAAAUAAGCAUCGAUCAUAUCCUUUGGUGUAUAUGCUUGUAAAGCUAGCUCUAAUCUUACCUGUUGCAACUUCAAGUGUGGAGAGAGCUUUUUCUGCAAUGAGCUACAUCAAGAACAAGCUGAGGAAUCGGAUAGGCGAUGCUUGGAUGAAUGACUGCUUAGUUGGGUACAUUGAGAGAGACAUACUGGAUGGUUUAGAUAAGGAAUCUAUUUUAGAGUACUUUCAGAAUAUGAAAACCCGUCGUGGUUCAUUGUAGACUUGGCUAGACCUUUCUUCUCUUUGUUUCUUUUGGUGAACAUGUUCUUUUAGAUACAAUUGGACGGAUGCUUUUAUUAUUGGACAAAUGCUUUUGUUUGACAAUCAGAUCAUUUGAUGAAUAAUUUAUUGUGGUUUUUUUAUAAAUUUUUUGGACCCCACUAUUACAUUUUGCUGGCUACGCCAAUGGAUGCGGGGAUACUUGAUCUUAUAUUUUUUUCAUAUGUCACACUAUUUUUUCAUUAGUUUCUACUUUUAUCUUCGUAUCAACAUUUUAACUUAACAGGCCCAAAGAAGUAACUAAACAUGUUUAUAUUUUCGAUUGUUGACUUUUAUGAUUUCUCAAAAUAACAUGUAUAUGGUUUUCAUUCUGUGAUUGUGUCAUCUUUCUUUAAAAAUAUUAAAGGGAUUUGGAAAACCAACCCCCUCCACAUAAGCCUAAAUGGCUUCUCCAGGUGUUUCGGUUAUCACCAUAUUUUUUAUUAUUUAAAUAUUCCUCAACGGUUUCCGGAUAUUUUUUAUUAAAAAACUUUCUAUUUUCGUUCCUUAAUGACCUCCCCUGAAAAAUGAGAAUCCUUCUAACAUAUUUCAAAAAAAAAAAAAAACAACAGAAUCCUUUAACAUAGGCUUCUUUUUUCCGUUUCCUUUGGUUAUGGGGAGUCAUGAGAGAGGCAACAUAGAUUAUAGGAUAAUUGUUUACUAUUAUUUGUGAUAAUUAUUUUUCCUUAAUAAUAAUUAUUUACCCACCCAAUAACAAUAUUUUAGUAUAUCUCAUAAUAUUUUUUUAAUAGAUACGCAAAACAUAUCUAUAAAAAUAAUUAAAAUUUUGAGUAUUUGGUUAUCUUCACGCCAAACUUAUACAAAAGUGUAUCCAAAAAACCAAAAAAUCCUUCCAUUCUCUCUAGAUUUUCUCUCAUGACCAUCAUUUUGCCAUCAUCUGACAACUUUACCUUAGUGUUAUCAACAUAUAGAGACUAAAUCUAAACUCCCUCGAGAUUUCUUAUAUGAUAUAUUAGACAGAGCUUCACUCUGUCAUUGGCGGUCAUUAAAUAACCCUAACUCUAGAAUGAAGAAUCGGGUCUCAUAUGCAAUUCUUCGCGAUUGACCCUACUUUACGCUUCAAAGAAACAUGACAUGCCCACAUGACAUCCCUUUUUGGUGUUUAUGGGCGUUAAAUUUUGAUAUCUGAUUUGUUGGAAGGGAGUAAAAAAAUUUGAGAAUUCUA
Molecule: messenger RNA, 3743 nt
Organism: Linum trigynum
Lineage: Eukaryota; Viridiplantae; Streptophyta; Magnoliopsida; Malpighiales; Linaceae
Source: the annotation of a GenBank genome assembly